This is a messenger RNA of Pieris macdunnoughi, 1005 nucleotides long. The record is from the annotation of a GenBank genome assembly. Lineage: Eukaryota; Metazoa; Arthropoda; Insecta; Lepidoptera; Pieridae.
AUGCAAUACCAACUAUUCUUUAUACCAUUUUAUGCAAUCUACACUUUGUCUACGCAUAUCGAUAGAAAUAACUCUGAUGUUAUAAUAACAUAUACGGGACACAAUGAGGCUGACAGAGUGAUGAAGGACAAAACUAUAAAAGAACCAAUAAUAAAUCCAGAUGUCGAAAGUCCACAUACGGAAGAUUUAACUUUCACAGAAGCAAAUGAGGUCGUUUUUAUACCUAAUGAAAAAGAAGUAUUUAGAAAUGAGGAUUAUCGAGACGUUAAAGUACAUGAUCUUAUAGAAAACACUAAUGUACGUAAUAUUAUGAAAACUGAACAUAAAACUGAAAAACCAGUCGGAGAUAUCAUAUUUAUAUCGGGUAAAAACCAUGAAAAUGUUGAAUCUAACGAUAGGCCCAAGGUAGAAGAAAGAAAACCAACAGGCAAGAAAAUGAAAAUGAAUUGUAAUAAUCUCAAUUGUAAUAAUACGAUGGCAUCAAUAUGCGGCAUCAAAGAAGAAGAUAAUAAGAUUAAAUACAGAUUAUUUUUAAACGAAUGUUUCUUUAGAAAAGUGAAUUGUGCAUUUAAAUACGCUAACAACCGAUACAAAGUAGUGCCGAUGGAACAUUGUAAGAAUAUCGGCGGUCGAGUAAUACCUAAGCCAUACGCACCCAAGCCAAAUGUAGUCCAGAAAGGAGAUACAAGAAGGAGUUUCUCUUCUAGAAGGACCUUAAACAUGGGAAUAGAUGGAGCAUUCUGCGGCCACUCAUGCCCUGACCACUGCACUGAAGACUACGAGCCGCAAUGCGCAGUGUCAGCCAGUGGCGAACGGCGCGUGUUCGUCAAUCAUUGUGUAUUGGAUUAUAACUCUUGCUUGCAUGCCGCUGUUUGGCAACGCCGUCCUUUAUCUGAGUGCGUCGGUGGCAAGAAGGCUGAUUUAAGACAAAAUAGAGGUUUCAUCGGUUGGCUUCAAAGAGUUGGUAUUGUCGAUAAACGAGGAAGACUUGUAUUGUCAAAAUAA